CGUAUUGGAGUGCGUUGGAAUAAAUGGGAGCAUAUUGGAGCGUGUGACGCGAUUAACCUUUAAACGACAGGUCGAAAUUACUUUAAACGAAAUUAUUGCCUUUAUCCAAAAGACACUCCAAAAAAUUACAUGUUUUAAUCAGGGAACAUGGUAGUCUCAGCGCUAAGAUAAGCGCAGCAACACGUAGCAUGAUAUAUAGAUACAAAAAGACUGUAUCCUAUAACCUAUAAAGACAAGGUCCAAAACGCAAAUUCUUUCUGACGAAAGAAAAAUUCCAAGAAGAACACGUUUUAAAUGUGCAAAUAAUAAUUUGAGACAUUUUGUAUUUUAUGAGGGCAUACAAAUAUAUCGGAUUUAAAUUAUUAUAACAAAAAUUUUAUAUGUGGAUAUAUAGGUGAAAAUUUUUUUAAGUACUUUUUGUGAGACAAAAAAUGAAUAAAAAACCGAUUGAUUUAAAUGACGCAAAACAAAGUUUUGUUGAAUUGAUGCGAUCGUUGGACGCAACCGAUCAACAAAAAUUUUUAACGUUUAUUAUGAAGGAAUGGAAACUUAAACCAUUUAUGGCUUAUAAUGAUUCAGGGGAUGAUACAUGUAAUAGUAAAAAAUUAAUGGAUGAGUCAAUGUCUAUUUUAAAUUCUAUUGUUUCCGAUAUUAAACAAAAGAUUCCAUUUAAUGCCAUAUUGUCAUCUGAAAAUUUUAUCACUCCUUUAACAGGAGAGAAUUCAGAUUGCGAUCCUAGUGUCACAUUGCAUAUGGAUGAGUUCCUUUAUAAUGAUGAAGAUAUUGACAAGCUUAUAGAAAGUAAUCAAUUAGAAAGAUACUAUUGCACUGAUUGUAGAUCUAGAAAUAUACAGCCAUUGAUUUUUUUAUCACACUCCAUGUCUCAGGAUGGAUUGUACUUUAUAUUUAAAGUGCUACUGCCUACUUUGGAAAACAAAACUGUACUUGACGUAGGAUCAAGAUUAGGUGCAGUUCUUUAUGGGGCGUACGUAUAUACAGAUGCUAGAAGAAUUAUUGGUGUUGAAAUGAACAGAGAAUUCUGCAAUCUCCAAAAUGAAACUGUAUGUAAAUACAAAAUGGACAACCGUAUAUCUAUCUUGCACAAAAGAAUAGAAGAGGUUCCGGAGAUAAUCAAGCAAAGUGAUGUUAUUAUCAUUAAUAAUGCAUUUGAAUUUUAUUUACCGAGAGAUGUACAAAUAGAUAUAUGGAAAUGUUUGAGAACUGCAAUAAAACCAGGAACGCUGCUUGUCACUCGUCCAUCUGUCGAAACAACUUUUAAAAUUUUACUAAUCGGAAUUUCGGUAGAAAAGUGGUUAAAACCUUUUAAAAAACCAGAUUUUAAUCAAUUUUCUUUCUUACUUGACUACGAAGAUAAAUUCUCUGAAAUAUGGUGUUACGAAGUUCUUUAA
Mycetomoellerius zeteki is the source of this 1409-nucleotide messenger RNA. RefSeq lists its product as uncharacterized. Gene Ontology annotation, molecular function: methyltransferase activity. The transcript has 5 exons. The coding region runs from base 432 to 1409 and encodes 325 amino acids. The record is from RefSeq and is a predicted model, not a curated record. Lineage: Eukaryota; Metazoa; Arthropoda; Insecta; Hymenoptera; Formicidae.